This is a messenger RNA of Perca flavescens (yellow perch), 6972 nucleotides long. It is a transcript of the gene rasa3, whose product is annotated as RAS p21 protein activator 3. The transcript has 24 exons. Gene Ontology annotation, molecular function: GTPase activator activity. The record is from RefSeq and is a predicted model, not a curated record. Lineage: Eukaryota; Metazoa; Chordata; Actinopteri; Perciformes; Percidae. Bases 177 to 2678 code for a protein of 833 amino acids. Gene Ontology annotation, biological process: negative regulation of Ras protein signal transduction; regulation of GTPase activity; intracellular signal transduction.
CCGCUUGUUCUCAGCCAGCAGCAGAAGCAGUGAUCGGGACCGGAGUGUAAUCGCUGUCCGGAGUGCAUAGAUGUGCAAAACCCCUGGAUUAUCCGUGCGCUGGAGAGGCCAGAACCGACCACCGUGGAGGACUGUCUUAAUCUAGUUUUCAAAAGGGAAAGAGCCACGGGGAAAGCAUGGCGGUAGAAGAGGAAGGUCUCCGGGUUUUCCAGAGCGUUAAAAUAAAAAUAGGAGAAGCAAAAAACAUCCCUCCGUACCCGGGGCCAAACAGGAUGAGGGACUGCUACUGCACCGUCAACCUGGACCAAGAAGAGGUCUUCAGGACCAAGAUCAUUGAGAAGUCCCUUUGUCCGUUCUACGGGGAGGACUUUUACUGCGAGAUCCCACGUAGCUUCAGACAUCUCUCCUUCUACAUCUUCGACAGGGACGUCUUCAGGAGGGACUCCAGUAUCGGCAAGGUUGCAGUGAAGAAAGAGGACCUGCAGAAAUAUCACGGCAAAGACACCUGGUUCCAGCUACAACCUGUCAGCGCUGACUCAGAAGUGCAGGGAAAAGUGCACCUGGAGCUGCGUCUAAGUGAAGUCAUCACAGACAGUGGAGCCAUCAAUCAUAAACUAGCCACACGAGUGUUGGAGUGCCAAGGUCUUCCAAUCGUCAACGGCCAAUGUGAUCCCUACGCUGCUGUCUCCUUACUUGGACCUUCAAGGUCAGAAGCUAAAAAGACCAAAGUGAAGAGGAAAACCAACAAUCCACAGUUUGAGGAGGUUUUCUAUUUUGAGGUGACGCGGCCGUUAAGCUACACAAAGCGGCAGUUUGAUGUUGAAGAAGAGGAUGUUGAUAAGCUGGCGCUGAGGGUGGAUCUGUGGAACGCCAGCAACCUGAAGUUCGGGGAUGAGUUUCUGGGAGGUGUGAGAGUUCCUCUGCGGGUGCUGGGUCAGGCUGGUGUCCACGACGCAUGGUACUUUCUUCAGCCCAGGGAAAACGGAGGGAAGUCAGUUAAGGUGGAAGAGCUCGGCUCUCUGCGUCUAAACAUCGUUUACACUGAGGACCACGUCUUCCCCUCCGAACACUACACUCCCCUCAGAGAUCUACUGCUGCACUCUGCUAACGUAGAGCCCGUGUCGGCAUCCACAGCUCACACUCUGGGGGAGGUGUGUCGAGAGAAACAAGAAGCCGCCAUUCCCCUCGUGCGUCUGUUUCUUCACUACGGCAAGAUUGUGCCUUUCAUCAGCGCCAUCGCUCACGCCGAAGUCAAUCGCACACAAGAUCCCAACACCAUUUUCCGGGGAAACUCGCUGACUUCCAAGUGCAUUGAUGAGACCAUGAAGCUGGCAGGAAUGCACUAUCUGCAAGUCACGCUCAAACCCAUCAUAGAUGAGAUCUGCACAGAACACAAAUCCUGUGAAAUCGACCCGGUCAAGCUCAGAGAGUCGGAGAACCUGGAUACGAACAGGGAAAACCUUCGUCAGUAUGUGGACCGUAUCUUCAAUGUUAUCACCACCUCUGGUGUUCGUUGCCCCACCGUCAUGUGCGAUAUCUUCUUCUCUUUGAGAGAAUCCGCUGCCACGCGUUUCCAAGUUGACCAAGAUGUCCGAUACACAGCAGUGAGCAGUUUCAUUUUCCUGCGUUUCUUCGCUCCAGCCAUCCUCUCCCCAAACUUGUUCCAUCUAAGGCCGCACCAUCCAGAUCCUGCCACCUCUCGAACCCUCACCCUCAUCUCCAAGACUAUCCAGACCCUGGGAAGUCUCGCCAAGUCUAAAUCUGCCAAUUUCAAAGAGUCUUACAUGGCUGCAUUUUACGACUACUUCAAUGAGCAGAAAUAUGCGGACGCGGUGAAGAAUUUCCUGGAUUUGAUCUCCACCUCUGGCAAAUGGGAUCAGAAGAGUAUUGAAACACCAAUCAUGCUGAAAGAGGGAUUUAUGAUAAAGAGGGCACAAGGGAGAAACCGGUUUGGAAUGAAGAACUUCAAGAAGAGAUGGUUUCGCCUCACCAAUCACGAGUUUACCUACCACAAAACAAAAGGUGAGGGCGCUCUGUGCAGCAUUCCCAUAGAGAACAUUCUGGCUGUAGAGAGGCUAGAGGAGGAGUCUUUUAAGAUGAAAAAUAUGUUCCAGGUUAUUCAGCCAGAGCGGGCGCUCUACAUCCAGGCCAACAACUGCGUCGAGGCGCGCGACUGGAUCGACAUCCUGACCAAAGUCAGCCAGUGCAACCGCAAACGCCUUAGCACUUACCAUCCUUCAGCCUACCUCAACGGCCACUGGCUCUGCUGCAAGCUCUCAGCAGACGCAGCCCCUGGGUGUACGCCCUGCACUGGCAGUCUGCCAGCAAACAUCCAGCUGGACGUAGAUGGAGACAGAGAGACAGAGAGGAUCUAUUCCCUGUUCAGCACAUACAUGACCAAACUGAUCAAGAUGCAAGAGGCCUGUGGCAGUAAGUCUGUGUACGACGGGCCCGAACAGGAGGAGUACUCCAGCUUUGUCAUCGACGACCCCCAGGAGACCUACAAAACCCUGAAACUGAUAGUGUCAGCUGUGCAGACCUUGGAGCAUCAGCACACCAAGUACAAACGUGACAAGUUCAAGAAGACAAAGAUAGGCAGCCAGGAGCAUCCGAUUGGGGACAAGAGUUUUCAGUGCUACAUCCGCCAGCAGUCUGAGAGCUCCACCUACUCCAUCUAGUCCUGUGUACAGUUUCUAUGAUGCCCGGAACCAGCCGGAUUAUUUCCUUUACUGCAAAGAAAAUCCAUCUUAACAAUGCUCCAUAUCUAGUAUUCAGUUUUAAAUCUUUUUUUUUUUCUCCUUAAAACAAGAUUUAAAAAAAAGUCAUGGUGAGAUCAUUGGAGUUAUUUCCAAUGCAAUGUAUCCAUUCUUCACUUUUUAAAGACUUUUCAGGAAGCUAGUGAAGCUGUUUCGGAAAUGAGUGUCACCUGACUGGCUUAUUUGUUUCGCUUUAAGGAGAAUAAGAGUUUUAAGAGUCAAUACCAGACUGAACGAGCUGUGUAGAUGGACUUUUUCUUUGCAGUGUCUCAAGCUGCAUCACUCCAAAUUUGGAGAACAGACCUCAGAUCAGAACAAUUGUGGAGGAAAGGAGGGAUACAAAUGAAGAGAUAAUCAUACCAUACAUCUAUGUGGGUCUCCUGUCUGUGAUGUGUGAUGAGAGAAACAAGCAUACGUUUUCACUGGACAGUUUUGACAGUGACCAACACGCACUUUAAUCGCCUCUGAAUCUAUGGAUGAACAAGCCUCGCAGCACACUUUCAAAAAGCUUAUUUUAUCUGUUUGAUUUGUAUUUGGUUAUUUUAAUUGUUGAAAUGUUCCGUUGUAUUUCACUUCAGAAGGUAGGAAAGACUGUCAUUUUUCCCUCUUUGGUGGUGUUGUCCAUAUGUUUUUUUUUUGUUGUUUUUUUUGUUAUUAUUUUUUGUCCCCAACCUCCUCAGGAAGGCUGUGAAGGUCGAGGGCACACAAGAAGUGAUUGUUGGGACCAAGCACAGCCAGGAGCAGCUUGAUGUCAUCAAUGUUAUCUAUCAAUUUUAUCCCUCAUUUCAUUAUUAAUCCUUAUCAUCAACGUGCUAACACAAGUAUAGGUUCAAGUUUUCAUGUUUCAUUUGAAGCCCUGUUCUGUUGUGGUUGGAUAUCAUGCUCCUGUGCAGCCAGUACCUGGGUUGAAGGAAUAGCUUUUUUGGUGAGUUCUGACACGAGUCAGACAAACCCAUUGAUGCCUUUUUUUGUCUUCAUGGGUUUCAAGUUGCAGCUCCUCUAAAGUAAGGCAAAAUACACUGGAUGGCUAUUAAGUUAAACUCCAUCUUGAUCUCCAUUGAUGAACAAAGGAUAUCAUAUAAUGUCCAACUGCGGAACCAGUUUCUGUUGAUAUCAAGGCCAGAUUAACCCACGAGGGGCACAGGGUAAAACUGUGCGUGCUGUGGGCCCCUGUUGACUCCCACAAUCAUGAAUUGCGAAUUUGUGCAUAAGCACAAAUAUAUUCAGUAAAACGCAUAUAUAAUAUAAACAGGAAAUAAUAUUGUGCUAACAAUAUCCUCUCAGCGGCCACUUUAUUAGGUACACCGGUACAAUCUAUUGCAAAUCCGUUAUAGCCAUAUAGUCAUAAAUUUAGCCUUGACAAACUUUAUAAUGGCCUUUGGGCUCCUGUAGGUCUGGGGCCCUGGGCAGUUGCCCAUUUUGCCCAGUUGGUAGUCCAACCGUAGUUAGCAUGCACACACAUCCAUAUUGGAAACAUUUCAUUGAUUCAUUAACCGGUUCAUAUGAAUGGAAAACCGUGUAUUUUGCUGCUUUUAAGAGGUGCUGAUAUUUGUUCCUGACGUCCAAUAAUUGAGCCUCAGCUUGGCUAAGAUCAGCAUUUAAACACCCUCAAACUGCAUGCAGACAUAUUAAAGGCAUAUGUAUGUUUCACACUGUGUAAGUAGAAAAAGUUGUUAAAGCCAAACUAUCCCUUCAACUGUCAAACCAGAAACUACAUGUUAGCACAGCUCAUUAACAAGGAUGGUUUUUAGUUUCUAAUUAACUGAUAUACUAACAUUUUACCAGUCUUGUCUGAACUUAUGAUUGUGAAAUGGAUAGUUACUAGUGAGUUAGCUCUUUCUUACUUUGGAAAAGUUGCGCGCACUGUAGUUUUAAACCUAUUUAUAUGCAUUCCUCUGAGAAACUGCCUGCUGUGAAUCUUACCGGUAAGCACCCCAGAAUCUGUUAAAGGUACAGGAUUUAUUGUUAUUGUUUUGUGUUGUUCUACGCUUCCUAAAGGCAACCAAUCUCAAUAGCUUUCAUAUUCAUUAGCACUCACUCUUGCCAAAACCAGUGCAUUUGAAGAAUAGUUGUAGUCACAGCGACGGUAGCCUCCACAGUCACUUCUAUGCGACUACGACUACAAACCACCACGACAAAUUUUGUAUUUUCAAAAUCUAAGUACCUGGUUAUGUAGCCUCAUGGGUGUUCCCGUGAUCACAGGAUCCCAAACAGUGCCAGUCAUCACUUUUAUAGAAUUCUCUUUUUAAAAAGCAAACAAAAAAAAAGUCAUUGUUUUGUUAUGUUUUUUAUAUAUCUCAAAACCUAUACUGUUUUAAAAACAGAUGAGCAAUUAUUCCAAUGACAUCUUUUUCUUUGUCGAAUGUGUUGAUUUAUGAACUAUAAGAAAGGUUCUCAACAGUUUGACUCUGUUUUCUAUUGUCUUGUCAUACAGAAAUCUUGCUGUGUACCUGAAUCGAAUGACUGUGGUGUGUGUGUUUUGUGCGUAUGUGCGUGUUUGUGUGUGUGCAUUUGUCAGUAUGUGCAUAAGUGACUGACAUGAUGAGUUGUAUUGCCAAUUGAAUUACCCCAGUGUUACAAGUCAGGAAAGGCAGAGUCUCACACAAAAUCACUGCCUGUAAUUAUUCUAAAGACUAUAGUAGGAGUGUGUAAACACUGUUACUGUACUCUGGCCUGAUAUGGUGUAUCUCCUCUUUCCUCUUGUAUAGAACCACUGUUCCAUGUCAAGGAACCUUUGCCAAUAUAUUGUCCCCACUCAUUUUAUGUAUGUAUCACAGUAAUAACAUUGAUGAAAUAUUAAGAGAGCAGCGCUGCUGUAACCUCUGAACUUUGGUGAGUGUUUGUUUCCACCAGUCACUAACUCUCCUCAGGUUUAUGAAACUCAGCACUGCAUGUUUUUUUGCCAAGAGCGAGGAGACUCGGACUGAAGUAUUAACCACCAAACCGCUCUGUCUCUCAUCCCUAACUUGGUAAUCAUAUUUCUUGUCAUUUUCAGCAAAACGUUCCCAGAAACAUUGGCUGAGUUGGAUAGUACAGUAACGGCAACUCCUCCACCCCGAAGUCCACAAAAGGGAUUAUGCAAUUAUGGUGUUUCAGCAUGCAAUAAUAGUAACCCCUCAAUAAGCCCAUCAAAUUAUCAACGCACAUCUGCUGACCUUUUUGCAGUGAAAUUCCUCCUUGGAUAAACACAUACUAUAAGGGAGAACAGUGUAUUUUACAGAUAUUUUAAAAGUAUUAAAAUAAGCCUGUUAUAUGUGUACAUAAAACAGUUGAAUGAAUGGUGAAAAUGUGAUGUGUUUUUUCCCCUGAAUAACUAAAUGAAACCAAUAUUAAUGCAAAUGUGGUGUCUUUGUCGUUGUGUAAAACGGUGCAGUCUGCCUCCUAACCGAUAUUGUACAGACACACAUCAAGAGCUUCAUUUUGUUUCAAUCAGCAAAGAGGUUUUGUAAAAUUGUGUGUUUAGCUGUGGUGCAGAAACAUAAUAUGUUUUCUUUGUGUCCAUUGUUUGGGUCCAAGUUUUGCCUUUUAUGAAUCAAUUAUUCUAGAACUUUUUCACAGCAUACAUUUUGACACGACAUACCAGGAAAAGCACAGGUCUAAUUAAUAACAUAAGUGAAUAUGCACAUUCCUGGUAGGGCUUAAUUGGACAAAUGGAGCAGAACUAAUUAUUGUUAUUUCUUUCACCUGUGCUUUUACUUCCAUGAAAAGUCCAAGAUCUACAAUCAAUUUCAGACAAAUGCUUUCUAAAUGAUGUUGAGCUAUUUACCACUGUGGUCUAUUGGCUUUUUCAUAACUUCAAAUGGAUGUCAUGUUGAAUCAAAUCCUAGUCCUUGUCCUAGUUUGUAUUGCAUUUACUGCAUGUAUAUAUGUUUAUGCCAGUCUGUGUACAUGCUGAAGAAAGAACCCAAUUAUCCUAGUCUUUCAAUGGAACAUCAGAUGUGAAGAAACGUUAAUGAGUUUGCACCAUAGUGCAUUCAUUUUUAGAAUAUUAAUUGCAGACUCUCACAACACAUCAUGGCAUGGGAUUCAAUUUGCAAUGUCAUUCAAGCAACCAUAACAUAAAGCCAUGUUUUUGUGCCAAAACAAUAUUUUUGGUAUUAUUAACGAAUCAUGUGAUUCACUGUACAUAGUAGUGCUGAACCCACUGAGAAUCAACAUGUAGCCUGUACAGCAGCUUCUUUUGUCUUAGUGUGGAGAUACUGUAUGGUUGCAUUGU